GAGCCCAAGAUGACGAGCACAGUGGCGUCCUACGAGCAGCUGCUGCGGCAGGUGGAGGCCUUGAAGGCCGAGAACAGCCACCUGAGGCGGGAGCUGCGGGACAACUCCAGCCACCUGUCCAAACUGGAGACGGAGACGUCCGGCAUGAAGGAGGUCUUGAAGAGCCUGCAAGGGAAGCUGGAGCAGGAGGCACGGGUGCUGGUAUCCUCAGGCCAGACCGAGGUGCUGGAGCAGCUGAAAGCCCUGCAGAUGGACAUUGCCAGCUUGUACAACCUCAAGUUCCAGCCGCCUGCCCUGGGGCCCGAGCCCACCGCCCGCACCCCAGAGGGGAGCCCAGUGCAUGGCUCUGGGCCCUCCAAGGACAGCUUCGGGGAGCUGGGCCGGGCCACCAUCCGGCUGCUAGAGGAACUGGACCGAGAGCGGUGCUUUCUGUUGAGUGAGAUGGAGAAGGAGGAGAAGGAGAAGCUGUGGUAUUACUCGCAGCUUCAGGGCCUGGCCAAGCGCCUGGACGAGCUGCCGCACGUGGAGACGCAGUUCUCCGUGCAGAUGGACCUGCUCCGGCAGCAGCUGGAGUUUGAGGCACAGCACAUCCGCUCGCUGAUGGAGGAGCGUUUCGGCACCUCGGACGAGAUGGUGCAGCGCGCGCAGAUCCGCGCCUCGCGCCUGGAGCAGAUCGACAAGCAGCUGCUGGAGGCGCAGGACCGGGUGCAGCACACCGAGCCGCAGGCGCUGCUGGCAGUGAAGCCGGUUCCCGUGGACGAGGAGCCCGAGACGGAGGUGCCCACGCACCCUGAGGAUGGCACCCCACAGCCAGGCAACAGCAAGGUGGAGGUGGUCUUCUGGCUGCUGUCCAUGCUGGCGACGCGGGACCAGGAGGACACGGCGCGAACGCUGCUGGCCAUGUCCAGCUCGCCCGAGAGUUGCGUGGCCAUGCGGCGCUCGGGCUGCCUGCCGCUGCUGCUGCAGAUCCUGCACGGCGCCGAGGCGGGCGCGGGGAUGCGCGCGGGAGGCCCGGGGGCGCCGGGGGCCAAGGAUGCUCGCAUGCGCGCCAACGCGGCGCUGCACAACAUCGUGUUCUCGCAGCCGGACCAGGGCCUGGCGCGCAAGGAGAUGCGGGUCCUGCACGUGCUGGAGCAGAUCCGCGCCUACUGCGAGACGUGCUGGGACUGGCUGGAGGCCCGCGCGGCCGGGACCGGGCCCGACGGCGGCGCGCCCGUGCCCAUCGAGCCGCAGAUCUGCCAGGCCACCUGUGCAGUGAUGAAGCUGUCCUUUGACGAAGAGUACCGCCGGGCCAUGAACGAGCUGGGUGGGCUGCAGGCUGUGGCCGAGCUGCUGCAGGUGGACCAUGAGAUGCAUGGGCUGAGCCGGGACCCACUGACCCUGGCCCUGCGGCGCUACGCGGGCAUGGCCCUCACCAACCUCACCUUCGGAGAUGUCGCCAACAAGGCCACCCUGUGUGCCCGCCGGGGCUGCAUGGAGGCCAUUGUGGCCCAGCUGGCCUCUGAGAGCGAGGAGCUGCACCAGGUGGUGUCCAGCAUCCUGCGGAACCUGUCCUGGCGGGCGGACAUGACGAGCAAGAAGGCGCUGCGGGAGGUGGGCAGCGUGACGGCCCUGACGCAGUGCGUGUUGCGGGCCUCCAAGGAGUCCACGCUGAAGAGCGUGCUGAGCGCCCUGUGGAACCUGUCGGCGCACAGCACGGAGAACAAGGCGGCCGUGUGCGCCGUGGACGGCGCCCUGGGCUUCCUGGUGAGCACGCUGACCUACAAGUGCCACAGCAACUCGCUGGCCAUCAUCGAGAGCGGCGGGGGCAUCCUGCGCAACGUGUCCAGCCUCAUCGCCACGCGGGAGGACUACAGGCAGGUGCUGCGGGACCACAACUGCCUGCAGACAUUGCUGCAACACCUGACCUCGCACAGCCUGACCAUCGUCAGCAACGCCUGCGGCACCCUCUGGAACCUGUCGGCCCGCAGCGCGCGAGACCAGGAGCUGCUGUGGGAGCUGGGCGCCGUGGGCAUGCUGCGGAACCUGGUGCACUCCCGGCACAAGAUGAUUGCCAUGGGCAGCGCCGCCGCCCUGCGCAACCUGCUGGCACACCGGCCCGCCAAGCACCAGGCGACCGCCACCGCCGUGUCACCCGGCAGCUGCGUGCCCAGCCUCUACGUACGCAAGCAGCGGGCGCUGGAGGCCGAGCUGGAGGCCCGGCACCUGGCCCAGGCGCUCGGGCAGCUGGACAAGCAGGCCCAGGCUGAGGCCGAAGCCGUGCCCAAGAAGCCAGCGCUGCCGCCCCUGCGGCACCUCGACGCGCUGGCCCGGGACUACGCCUCCGACUCGGGCUGCUUCGACGACGACGACGCGCCCUCCCUGGCCGCAGCCGCCACCACCGCGGAGCCUGCCAGCCCUGCCGUGCUGCCCCUCUUCCUGGGCAGCCCCUUCCUGCAGGGCCAGGCGCUGGCCCGUGCCCCGCCCACCCGCCGCGGGGACCCCGAGCCCGAGAAGGAGGCCGGGGCCGAGGUGGCCAAGGCCAGGCUGGCUCUGGCGGUGGCACGGAUCGACCGCCUGGUGGAGGACAUGUCAGCGUUACACACCUCAUCCGAGGACAGCUUCAGCCUCAGCUCCGGCGACCCCGGGCAGGAGGCGCCCCGGGAGGGCCGUGCCCAGUCCUGCUCACCCUGCCGGGGCCCCGAGGGCGGGCGGCGCGCCCACCCGUUGCUGCGGCUCAAGGCGGCACAUGCCAGCCUGUCCAACGACAGCCUCAACAGCGGCAGUACGAGCGAUGGCUACUGCCCGCGGGAGCACCUGCGGCCCUGCCCGCUGGCCGCACUGGCUGAGCCCCGCGGGGAGCUGCUGCCCGGGCGCCCGCGGCCCAGCCGCCUGGACCUAGAGCCGCGAGGUGGCCGGGCCGAGGUGCCGUCCCGGGACAGCACAGCCAGCGAUGCCCACGUGCGUACCAUCAAGCUGUCACCUUCCUACCAGCAUGUCCCACUGCUGGAGGAGGCGGCGGGCCAGGGGCCCCAGGCCGGGCUGGCGGUCUCCCCUGCGGCCCGCAAGCAGGCCUGGCUGCCGCCCACAGAGAACCUGCGCCAGGUGCCCGAGAAGCUGGUGCCGGCGCCGCUGCCCGCGGCCAGCAAGGCCCUGCAGAGGCUGCUGGCGCAGGAAGGGCCCCUGUCGCUAUCACGCUGCUCCUCCCUGUCGUCUCUGUCCUCAGCUGGACGCCCGGGUGCCGACCUGGACAGCGACUCCUCGCUCGAGGGGCUGGAGGAGCCGGGCCCUGGAGAGGCUGAGCUGGAUGGAGCGUGGCGCGGGCCGGGGGCCGCCUCCCUGCCCGUGGCCAUCCCGGCGCCCCCACAGCGGGGCCGUGGCGGCCGGGGCUCGGGCGUGGAGGAUGCCACGCCGUCCAGCUCCUCGGAGAACUGCGUGCAGGAGACGCCACUGGUGCUGAGCCGCUGCAGCUCCGUGAGCUCCCUGGGCAGCUUCGAGAGCCCUUCCAUCGCCAGUUCCAUCCCCAGCGAGCCGUGCAGCGGCCUGGGCAGCGGCACCGUGAGCCCCAGCGAGCUGCCCGACAGCCCGGGCCAGACCAUGCCGCCCAGCCGCAGCAAGACGCCGCCGGCCGCGCCGCCGGGCCAGCCCGAGAGCAGCCCCUUCAGCCUGCGCUGGGAGAGCUACGUGAAGCGCUUCCUGGACAUCGCCGACUGCCGUGAGCGCUGCCGCCUGCCCUCCGAGCUGGACGCGGGCAGCGUGCGCUUCACACUCGAGAAACCCGACGAGAACUUCUCGUGCGCCUCGAGCCUCAGCGCGCUGGCCCUGCACGAGCACUACGUGCAGCAGGACGUGGAGCUGCGCCUGCUGCCCCAGGGCUGCCCCGAGCGCCACGCGGGCACCGGCCACCGGGGGCGGCGAGACGAGCCUGCAGGCCGCCCUGAGACAGCAGUGCCCGCGGGUUCCCGCACCCGCUCGGCCGCCGACCAGGAGCUGCAGUUGCUGCGUGAGUGUCUGGGCACGGCUGUGCCCGCACGGCUCCGCAAGGUGGCCUCGGCGCUGGUGCCAGGCCGCCGGGCGCUGCCCGUGCCCGUCUACAUGCUGGUGCCCGCCCCGGCCCCUGGCGACGAGGACUCUGGCAGCGACUCGGCCGAGGGCACGCCCGUCAACUUCUCCAGUGCUGCCUCCCUCAGCGAUGAGACGCUGCAGGGCCCCCCAAAGGAGCAGCCGCCUCGGGGUGAUGCGCACAAGCCCCCCAACACUCAGGCCUCCGGGCACCGGCCCAAGGCGGGCACGGGCAGGAGCAGGGCCUGCCUGGAGCUGCCCCUGAGUCGGCCCCUGAGCGCCCGCCCGGAGCGGGAGGGCUCAGGCCCCGGCCGUGUUCCCGGGGCAGGGGGUGGCCGGCAGCCCCUGUGUCUCACGACGCCCACGGAGGAGGCCGUGUAUUGCUUCUACGACUCAGACGAGGCACCCCCUGCGUCUCCCACGCCACCCAGGGCCUCUGCCAUCCCGCGGGCCGUCAAGAGGGAGCGCCAGGUGGGCAGCAGGGAGGCCUGGGUGCCCCCCGCGCAGCAGGUGCCCCGGGCCCAGCCCAGACUUAUUGUGGACGAGACCCCACCCUGCUACUCGCUCAGCUCCUCAGCCAGCUCCCUGAGUGAGCCGGAGCCGGAGCCCAGCGCACGGCCGGCCGGCCAUCCACGGGGCCGGGAGCCUGCGGGCACCCAGCGUCCGGGCGGCGGGCGCCACGGCUCACCCAGCCUGCGUUCCGAGGAGGAGCUGUUGCGAAGGUGCAUUGGCUCCGCCCUGCCCAGGCGCCGGCCCCCUGCCAACGGGCCACGCAGGCGCAAGGCCCCGGCUGCCGGGCAGGACAAGCGGCCGCCGGCCCAGGAGGCCGAGGAGGCGGCCGGCUCGGACCGGGCUUCCGACCUGGACAGCGUCGAGUGGCGUGCCAUCCAGGAGGGCGCCAACUCCAUCGUGACGUGGCUGCACCAGGCAGCCGUCGCAGCCCCCAGCGAGGCCUCCUCUGAGUCCGACUCCCUCCUGUCCCUGGGGUCGGGGCUGUCCAUGGGCCCCUCCCCGCAGCCCUCAAAGCACAGGAAUGGGCGACAGCCUGGGGCAGGGGCCGGCCAGGGCAGUGCCAGGCGACCAGAGAAACGGCGCCCGGCACCAGCCAAGGGCAGCGGGGGUCUCCGCCCCCCGGGGGACCCUGACAAGUCACGUGGCCCAACCAAGAGGGGCUCAGGGGCACCAGCCGUUCUCCGGGGACGGACUGUGAUCUAUGUGCCCAGCCCUGCUGCCCGGCCCCAACCCAAGGCUGUCCCCGGCCCCCGGGCCACCCCGAGGAAAACAGGGCCACCCAGCCCGGGCCAGUCAGUGGCCCCGGGCCCUGCACCGGCUCCCGGGCAGCAGCGCUCGCGCAGCCUGCACCGGCCGGGCAAGAUCUCCGAGCUGGCAGCGCUGAGCCGUCCCCCGAGGAGCGCCACGCCACCUGCCCGCCUGGCCAAGACCCCCUCCUCCAGUUCCUCCCAGACAUCACCCGCCUCCCAGCCCCUGCCCAGGAAGUCGCCCACAGCCACCCCGGGGACGGGGUCCCUGCCCGGCCCCCCGGGGGCCGCCGCCUCUUCCUCCGGGGUGCCCAAGACGCCCGCGCGGGCCCUGCUGGCCAAGCAGCACAAAACACAGAAGUCGCCGGUGCGUAUCCCGUUCAUGCAGAAGCCUGCCCGCCGAGGGCCGCCGCCGCUGGCCAGGCCGGCCCCUCCAGAGCCGGGUCCCCGAGGGCGCGCGGGGCCCGACGGGGCGCGCGGGGGCCGCCUGGGCCUGGUGCGCGUGGCCUCGGCGCGCUCCAGUGGCAGCGAGUCGUCGGAGCGCUCGGGCUUCCGACGGCAGCUGACUUUCAUCAAGGAGUCGCCGGGCUCGCUGCGGCGCCGGCGCUCCGAGCUGUCGUCCUCGGCCAGCUCGACGGCGGCGGUGACGGCCUCCCCGGGCGCAUCGCCCCGCCGCGGCCGGCCCCCGCUGCCCGCCGUCUUCCUCUGCUCCUCGCGCUGCGACGAGCUGCGCGCGGCUCCCCAGCAGCCCCCGGCGGCGCCGGGCCCGCGGCCCGCACGACGCCCCAGCUCCGAGAGCCCCUCGCGCCUCCCUGUGCGUGCGCCCCCCGCGCGCCCCGAGGCCGUCAAGCGCUACUCCUCCUUGCCGCACAUCAGCGUGGCCCGCAGGCCCGACGGCACGGCCCCCGCAGCCCCGGCCCCGCACAGCGCCCAACGCCGAGGCAGCGCCGGCGAGGCGCGCCCGCUGCUGCUGCCCAGGGUGGCCGCGCCGGGCACCACGUGGCGACGCAUCCGCGACGAGGACGUCCCGCACAUCCUGCGCAGCACGCUGCCGCCCAGCGCCCUGCCGCUGCGGGGCCCCUCGCCCGACGGCGACGACCAGGCCGCCGCCGGCCCCUCGACGCCCCCGCCGCGCAAAACCAGCGACGCCGUGGUGCAGACCGAGGAGGUGGCCCAGCCCAAGGCCAACUCGAGCACGUCCCCCAGCCUGGAGAGCAGGGAGCUCCCCCAGGCCCCUGCCGGCCACCCGGCUCCCUUCCUGGGCAGCGACGUGGACGGGCCCCCGCUGCCCAAGGGCCCAGCCUCGGCACCCUUCGCCCACGAGGGCGUGGGCGGCUUCCCGGCCAGCCGGCACGGCUCCCCUAGCCGCGCGGCGCGGGUGCCGCCCUUCAACUACGUGCCCAGCCCCAUGGCCACGGCGGCGGCCGCCCCGGACUCGGCCGUGGAGAAGGCGCCCGCCGCGGCCCCCGCCGGCCUCGUGGAGUAGCCCGCGGCCCACGGGACACGCCGAGCACACGCGCCACGCGGGCAGUCCGGCCCGGCUCGCGGAGGCCUGGCCUCCGGAUGCGCGUGGGCUGCGAGGGGCCGCGCCGCGCGGGGUCCAGCCCAGGCAGAGCGGAGAGAGGAGGCCGGGCCGGCCCGGAGAGGAGGGCCGGUCCCCCGUGAGGCCAGCGGUCCCUGCCGAGGGGCUGGCCGCCAGAGCUCUCGGGGUCCCGAACCC
Molecule: messenger RNA, 7020 nt
Organism: Ochotona princeps (American pika)
Lineage: Eukaryota; Metazoa; Chordata; Mammalia; Lagomorpha; Ochotonidae
Gene: APC2
Product: APC regulator of WNT signaling pathway 2
Exons: 14
Coding region: 10-6786 (2258 amino acids)
Biological process (GO): regulation of cell differentiation; Wnt signaling pathway; pattern specification process
Cellular component (GO): cytoplasmic microtubule; catenin complex; beta-catenin destruction complex
Molecular function (GO): beta-catenin binding; microtubule binding; gamma-catenin binding
Source: RefSeq, a predicted model, not a curated record